CCCUCAGGUUUCUCAGGUACAUUCACACGCUCCCAUUUGCCGUCCAUCCUCCUCGUUCCACCCGACCAUCCCAGCGCCAUGGGGCUUCCACUCCCGCCCUCUCCCACCUCUUCCACUUCUUCUCCUCCCCUCCUCCCCCCCCCCCCGGGCCCUGGCUCAACUUUUUCCUCCUCCCAACUCCCACAACUUCGUGCACUUGCUCCCGCACCGCCAUCCGCCGCCGCCCACCACGACCACGACCACGACGGCCGUUCCACCGUAACCACCACACACACCACUUUGUUGCUUCCAAAGUCGAGAUAUUCGGGAUAUUGAAUGGAAUUUUGACACGAAGCACCACCAACCUCCGGCCGGCAUCCGAAACCUAACCCACCGUGUCCCGGCCUCCAUCCAUUUGGAUUUGGCGCAAAUUCCAAUCAUCACGCCAGGGAACGAGUUCAAGGCUUUGAACGGAUGCAGCGCAGCAUUGGAUCCAAAAAGUCUUCAAUCAGCCUUGCAGCAGCAUCGAGACCACCUCAAGUGUAGGGCGGUUGUUCGUCUCAAACAUCUAGACUCAUCGUCUAGACACGUGCAAGGCUGCUCGGCCUUGCUCUUCGCUCAAACUAACCCCCGUCAUCUUUGGGGUCUGACUUUCCGGCUUCUACGUCGGUUCUCUUCCUUUCUCCUCCUCACUCAAGGUCAUUAUUAACUCGGCUUCCUCUUGAGAUUUCGAGGAGCGAGCUUUCAUCAUGGUCCUAUUCAAAAGGAAGCCGGUGCAGUUUCUGACUGUCCCGAAUAUUGAAGAUGACAACCAAGAGGUUUGGCACAUCCCUCAGACGGGAGAGAUCUUCGUAACAUAUGAGGAAUACCUCAACCGCAUGGACUUCUACAAUCAGAAACGAUUCAUCUGCACAAUCACAGGUCACUCUGGUCUAACUUUCUUUGAAGCCCUAUCAAGUGAGACUGCUGGGGCAGCUGAGGUUGAGCAGGCGUUUCCUGAGGCCCUCAAGGGUCCUGUUCUUCGACGUGUUCAGUUCCAAACCGUGUCUCGCAUCGACACUCUGGUUGAUCAGAUUUACGAUGAGUUUAAGAACGACUACUAUCCGGGUGAGACCGUUACCGUGAGCAUCGAUGGAGAGAAACUACACGGUGUAGUCCGGGACAAGACUCGAUUCGGAGGCACGGUUCUGCCUGAUGGUUCCACUGCUCCCCCGUAUUCCCGCUACUUUGUCAGUCUUAAAGAGCGCCAGGAGGAGGUGCCCGUCAACGACUCUCAGAUCUUCCGCGAUCGCAAGGUCUUCACCAAGUCGGUCCUUCGUUCUUUCAUUAAGAAGACAGUAACGCGCGAAGCUUGGAACGGCGCUCCCUGGCUGGUCAAGACCGACAUUGCCGAGCGAUACCACAUUGACACUCGAAUCCCGCCACAUCUGCGCUACGACAACAAGUUGCUCGAGAGAAAGCAAAUCCAGGCACAGAAGAGGAUGACGCAGCCCGGCGGUAUGGGUAUGGAAUUCAACAGCCACACCAGCCACAACACCCCUGCCUCACCCGGACAAUUUAGUCCUACAGGUCCUGUCCGCCUUCCUGAACUGAAACCAGCGCCUAAGAGUCACAAAUCAAAGGCUCAGCAGGCCGCUCAGGCCGCUGCUCAAGAGGCACGGCAGAAUGGUGGCGUAGUUUCUAGGAAACAUAACCUCUUUAACGGCCCCGAGCCGGGCGGGUUCAUGCACUUACCACUGCCAGGCAAUCCAUUCCAGUUCCCCCUGUCAUAUCGCAGUCACACAUUACCUCCUAUAUACAGCGCGCCCGAACCUCCCCCGCCGCCCCCGCCGCCCAAGUACCCGAUCGAGGAUUUGCAAGUCGAAUCUCGCGGCCUGGUGCGACCGCAACUCAAGUACCUGUGUGCCGAUCCGCCUGUCGACCUGGAACCCACUUUCAAGGCGCCUUUCGAUGGCAAGAUACUCAUGAAGUCGGUAGGACCCCUUCUCGAGACCUGGGAUACCCUCAACGUUUACUGCGAGAUCUUCAAGCUGGAUUCGUUCACUUUCGAUGACUUUGUGGAGGCCAUGCAGCUCGCCUCGGAGGAGAUGCCGGUACAGCUUUUCAACGAGAUUCAUUGCGCUGUCCUCAAGAUUCUGGUCAGCUCCGAGGCCGACGGCGGUAAGGUCCAAAUUCAGCUACCCGAGCUUGAAGAGGAGGAUGAGGAAGAGGAGGAUGAAGAAGAUAGCGCCGCCGCAACCCCUGAACCCGAGUCGCUACCUACCGCCCGCGCGACACGCAGCAGCCUCGCUAAGCUCGAGGCUGAGCGACUAGCUGCCGAGGCUGCUGCUGCCGAACGGGAAAUGCAGGAGGCCGAAGAUGCGCCCAAGCACCGUGCCGAGGAGGUUCUGAAGGACUACGACUGGAUCGAGCACCUGCGGAAGCGCGAUUUCAAGGACGGCGGCUGGGAGCUGAUCAUGGUCGGGUUGUUACACCAGCUGAGCAAGAACGAAAGGCUGAACGCGAGCUGCGAGGAACUUCUGGAGCAGCUUGUGCCUGUUGAGGAUGAAGAGCCGAGUCGCGAGACGGUGCGCGCGCGGUAUGCGAGCCUCGAUGUGAACUAUCGAGUUCAGGCUUUGCAGAUCAUCUGCAUGCUCACUGCGGAAACCAAGGCGAUAAGGGGGUAUAUGGAGGAUUGUAGCGAGCAGAUGACGGCGUACCGGAAGGAGAAGAUUGAGUGGCAGCGGAAGAGGAAACAAGCUCUUGAGGACCUCAAGAACUUGAACGACCAACGCAAGAUCUUACUCCCGGACAACAUGCCCCCGAGUCCGCCCUUGGAGUCAGCUAAGGUCAACGGCGUCAACGGAGCGCAUCCUAACGGCGAUGUGAAGAUGACGGAUGUUGAUGAGAUCUCCUUGACAGGAGGGGUUCAUAUUUCAGACGAAAUCCCCGACUCCGACGCCGAGGAUGCCGACGAGACGCCAACUAACGGCCUGCGUAAUCUGCGUCGUGGCAACGACCGUGCCGCCGAGCGCAAGCGCAAAGAGGAGGAGAAGAAGCAGCGCGCCGAAGCGGCGGCGGCCGCUGCCAAGGUGCCUAAGCAAUCAAAGCAGUUCCUGAAGGUACUCAAGGAUAUUCAGAAGAAGGAGGACGAAAUUGCGGAAUGCGAAAAGGAAAUCGCCAUCAUCGACAACGACCUUCGCGAAGCCGAUUGCCCGCGCACGAGGGUGCUCGGCAAGGACCGGUUUUGGAACAGGUACUACUGGUUCGAGAGAAACGGAAUGCCAUACGGUGGUUUACCCGACAGCUCCACGGCGCAUGCGGGGUACGCGAACGGUUGUAUCUGGGUGCAGGGGCCGGACGAGCUGGAGCGCGAGGGGUAUAUCGAUAUGAAGGAGGAGUGGCAGAACGAAUAUGUUGCCAAGUUCGGAAUCACCGUGCCGGAAAGGAAGAAGAGGGAGGAAGGCGGUACCAGCGUGUUCAAGGCCACGCAAUGGGGCUUCUACGAGCGUGCGGAGGACGUGGAUAAGCUCCUUGAGUGGCUGGAUCCGCGGGGUGUUAACGAGACUAAGCUGAGGAAGGAACUCGUCAACUACAGGGACCGAAUCCAAAAGGGCAUGGAGAACCGCAAGACCUACGUGGGACUUGAUACAGCUACAGAGGAAGAGAAAAAGGAAGAGAACGGUGCCACGGGUGGAGAUGCGAUGGAGGGUGUUGAAGCCAGCACUACGGCCGCCGUCGUCGAGGAGCAGCCCGUCCAGCCAACAACGAAAGGAGGAAGGGGCAAGCGGAGCACAAGAGGCAACAACAACAGCCGUGCGGCCACGACAACCAGACAAGUCACUCCUGAGCCACCAGCCUACAGAUGUCUCGCAUGGGUCAACACCACGGCCAUUGAGGAGAUUGGCCAUCUCCACGGAGAGGAACCACCCCCGGCCAGGAAUAGGAAGCAAAGCAAGAAGAAGCAGGAGGCGGCCGCUGCGAAGGAAGAGGUGGAAGUCCAGGUUGCACCAACAACAAGGAGCGGGAAGAAGAAGAGCGCGAGGUGAUAAGGUGAUACACUGACAGUACAAAGAUACCAUCACGAUUCUCGAUGUCCUGCUCUUAGAGAGCAACAGUAUUUUUUGGGGUUGACAGUUUACAUUAUCAUUAGUGCUGGGAGGGUGGGGCAUAUGGCGUGUGCGGCAGAUUAUCAACCUUUUGCGCGUCGUCUUUGCAAUCGUUCACGCGUAGCAUGUCAAGACACAUCUUUAUACACGGGCACUACUGUAUACAUAUAUAUAUAUAUAUAUAUGUAUACAUACAUACGUGGGUGAAUGGGGCCGGAUGGGAAGGAAAGACACGGAAUGGAUGGAUGGCAUAAGAAAGGAAGGGGCGUAUGAAAAGCAUUGGUUUUGGUUUAGUUGUCUUACGGAGGCAUUGCAUUGACUGCCGGUACUUUGUACCAUGGCAUAACGUAUACUUGACAGUUGAGUUCCUA
Molecule: messenger RNA, 4438 nt
Organism: Neurospora crassa OR74A
Lineage: Eukaryota; Fungi; Ascomycota; Sordariomycetes; Sordariales; Sordariaceae
Gene: crf4-2
Product: DDT domain-containing protein
Exons: 8
Coding region: 729-4007 (1092 amino acids)
Source: RefSeq, a predicted model, not a curated record